This is a messenger RNA of Beta vulgaris subsp. vulgaris (sugar beet), 1960 nucleotides long. RefSeq lists its product as uncharacterized. The record is from RefSeq and is a predicted model, not a curated record. NCBI's taxonomy places the organism in Eukaryota, Viridiplantae, Streptophyta, Magnoliopsida, Caryophyllales, Amaranthaceae. The transcript is spliced from 4 exons. Gene Ontology annotation, biological process: meristem development; meristem maintenance. The coding region runs from base 1 to 1611 and encodes 536 amino acids.
AUGAGUGGGCGAGACAAAGGCAAAGCAAAGUCUUUGCCUACAGAUUCGGGUCAUCGUCAUCCUCACGAUAGAGGAGUGACAAUCUCAUUGAGGAAGGCUAGAGAGUUGCUUUUCAGGAGCACUCAGUCUUCAUCAGGUGCGGAAACGGAGGAAGUACCAGAGAUUCCUCCUUUAUCCGUUGCAUUGCCUACUCCUAUUAUGGACAUUGAGGCAUGGAGACCUCACUCACCUUGGAGAGGCAACCCGAUGGCGGCGAACGAUCAGGAGGCCGGUACUUAUUACGAUAGUCAGCCGGAGCAUCCAUCAACGGACGCAGAGGAAGGUCGUCCGUCUCGGGGAUGCAAACCACGUACCUCUCGUGGUCGUUUUGCACGUUCUUCAGAUGGAGCAUCGUGCAAUGCUGAGGGAUCCGGGAGUAGUAGGUUGGGCAAGAGGAAGGGGACGGAGGAGGACACUUCAUGGCUAGUACGUGACGCUAGGCCAGCCGUUGAUCUGUGCGUUUGUCGAGAGGUGGCAGCCCGAUACAAACUCUUUCCACCUCCCUUUUGGAGAGAUGAGUAUCUUGCUACACGAUGUCAGUUCUAUCCUCCAUAUCCCAUCAGAUGGAUGGAUUACAGAGAGAUGUUCUGCUCCGGAUCGGAGUCCGACCCACUAGUUUCGAGGUUAUUGACCCUCCUUGGUGCCACUCUAUUCGUUGAUAAGAGUGGUAACCGAGUUCGUCCUUUGCCACUGUCGUUUUUGUCUUGUAGCCCACAGGAUGUGAGGCGGUAUUCUUGGGGUGCGGCUACACUAGCCUAUUUAUACAGGCAGCUUGGCAUAGCUAGUCGUGCUGAUUCAGCCCAGAUUUGUGGUUGCCUCACGCUAUUGCAGGCAUGGAUUUACGAGUAUUUUCCCAUGUUUCGGCCUAACCGCACUAGGAGGAUGGUUCCUAGAGGAUCUGCUUCGGCACUUUGUUGGGAGGUUCGGCAUGAGAACAGGGGGAUUGACCGUCUACUGAGUAUUCGACAGGCAUUGGAUCAGACGAACGCCAUGCAGCCUGAUUGGUUACCUUAUGGUAUAUGUCCGGUAUCUGCUUAUCCUCGUAGCACGUACUACGGGUGGCUGCGAUACUUGGAUAUCGUUGAGCCGUAUAUGCCAGACCGUACUUUACGUCAGCUUGGAUACAUUCAGGAGGUUCCCCAUCAUAUUUUGGAGCCGGAGUCUUGCUAUAGGCCUUCUGCUAGGGAUAGGUACAGGGUAGACUUCUCAUUUAUAGCACAGCGACAGACAUGGGAUUUAUUUCCACGUGCUUCACAUCUUAUGUUGGGUGGUCUGCAUAAGGCCCCACUUUCUUCGAUGGCGACAGAUGCUUACUUGCAGUGGUAUGAUGCGUACUCCCAUCGUUACAUCAUUAACCCGACUAAGUUGCCAGAUGGUGGAGUCGGAUCAUAUUAUGUUGAGGGUUUGGUUCCAGAUCAGGUAUUAGCUUCGAUGUUCGGUAUGAUGGACCCGUUUCUUGAACGGGACACCAGUGAUCUGCCCGAUGAUUUUCGAGCAUUAUUUGAGGGACUGUUUGGGUGGUAUGAGGCAUGGAACCUUACCCGUGGUGUGGAUCGACGUCGGAGAAUGUAGUCAUAUUUUGUGUUUUAUUUGAACUUAUUUUCGAUGUAAUGAGAUUUGUAUUUGAGUAUUUAUUUUUUUUUUCGGCUAUAGUGUAACGAUUUUAUAUGAGUAUUUAUUGUUUUUCAGCUAUUUGAGCAUUUAGCCGAGCUUAUUGAAAACAUAUUUGAGUAUUUUUUGUUCUUUUGUUCGUAUACGUGAAAACUAUUUAUUGAAAACAUAUCAUUCCUUCAACACUAUUUAUUAAUGUAAUCACUAACAUACGUGAAAACUAUCCUUUCAUUUAAUAGUAGGUAUGUACAAUGUUAAUUACAAUAAUAUGAACUUACAGCUAACUCUAAUAUUCAUUACAAUAACAAUU